GGGCAGACAGUACAAAGAUGAAAGAAAAUACUCCUCGUUAUACACGUCACUUUCCAACCUUGAUUGUGGCGCCACUGUCCAUCUUGAGUGUAUGGCAGGCUCAACUGCUCGAACACGUACGUGACCCAUUCCAUCUGAAGAUACUUUUAUUCCACCAUGAAAACGAAAACCGAUACAACAGGGUGCUGAGUGAACAAGACAUCGUUAUUACAACAUACGGUACAGUGCGGAGUGACUUUAAUGGAGUUAAUGCUUUGCAAGGAGUUAAUUGGUUUAGAAUAGUUCUGGAUGAAGGCCACAAAAUAAAAAAUCCUGAUGCUCAGUGUAGCAAGGCCAUCUGUAAUCUUCUAUCCGAAAGAAAAUGGAUUAUUUCAGGAACUCCCAUUCAAAACAAGAUUGGCGAUUUGUUCUCUAUGAUUACGUUCCUGAAUAUUGACACAUUUAACGACUAUGAGCGAUGGGAGCGGGUCAUAGAAACACCACUUAAGUUUGGCGAUAUAAGUGCAAAAAGACGAUUAUACAAGUUGAUGAGUACUAUCGCUCUAAGAAGAACGAAAGGAACAAAAAUAGAUGGGAAAAGACUUGUAGACUUACCAGAAAAAAGUGUUCGAGUUAAAUAUCUUGAGUUUUCCAAAAAUGAAAAAGAAAUAUACAAUAUUGAGUUUCAGGAGUAUAAAAAUAGAAUUUGUAGGUUUAUAGAGAGAGGGAUGAUCCUUGAGGAGUUCCGUUACGUAUGUCGAGCUCUUGUUCGACUUCGGCAGCUUUGUUGCCAUCCGUCACUUAUUAAUCUUCAUUCCCAAGAUUUCAGCGGAAGUUUGAUGGGAUACGUCAAUUAUUUAGUGGAGCAAAAUCAAUACACAAAGCACCUUAUUUCAUUUCUUCGGUUUCCUCUAAACGAGUGUAGUAUUUGUCUUCAAACUCCUGACUCUCCAAUAAUAACCGUUUGCAAACAUGUGUUUUGUAAAAACUGCAUUCUACAACAUAUGUCUCAGAAUGGAUCUGAAUUAUGUCCAAACUGUAGGAAGCAGAUACAAAGAGAGUCGUUCUAUGAAAUACCACCCGACCAAAUUGAACUGCGGUUGAAAAAACCCGAACUAGACACGUGGAUAGCAAGUACUAAGACUACGGCAUUUCUUUACGACCUGAUAAAGUUACGGGAAGAUGAUCCUAGAGAAAAGGUCUUGGUAGUGUCAGAAUUUACAAAACUCCUGGAUCUUCUCGAACCGCCUCUGAGAAAUUUGAACUUCAACUUUGUUCGUUUUGAUGGCACAAUGACACAGAAGGCAAGGGCACGUGUAAUUGAGGUAUUUUCAAGCCGAAACGAAAACUCUCCAACAGUGAUGUUGCUUUCUUUGAAAGCUGGAGGAGAGGGCAUCAGUCUUGUAGCAGCAGCAAGAAUCUUUCUUCUAACACCGCACUGGAAUCCUGCCGCAGAAGAACAGUGCUUUGAUAGAUGUCAUAGAUUUGGACAGACCAAAGACGUCUUGAUUACAAAGUAUGUGGUCAAAGAUUCCAUAGAGGAGAGAAUUAUAGCUCUUCAAGAACAAAAAAGAAAGUUGGCAGACUGUGCGUUUAACUUCAAGAAAAAUUCCACCAGACUAAAUAUUCAUGAAUUAAGGACCCUGUUUGAUCUUUGAAGACAGUGGGUUUUUUUUCGAGUGAAAAUAUGUGAGAUAUUCGAAAGUAAGGCAUGGAUAGUGAUAUUUAUUUUUUACGAUAAUAAACCAUACUUUGAUUCCAACUGCAAUGGUAGUUUUUCCUAUUUUUAUG
This is a messenger RNA of Saccostrea echinata, 1770 nucleotides long. Its product is annotated as helicase-like transcription factor. The transcript has 12 exons. The coding region runs from base 18 to 1637 and encodes 539 amino acids. Lineage: Eukaryota; Metazoa; Mollusca; Bivalvia; Ostreida; Ostreidae. Gene Ontology annotation, molecular function: ATP-dependent chromatin remodeler activity; ATP binding; metal ion binding. The record is from RefSeq and is a predicted model, not a curated record.